GCAGAAAUGGGGACAUUUUAUGUCCCCCUACUCCUUCCCCAGGUACGUGGCCACCCCCCUGGCCGGGCUACUGAACGUCAAGGAGAAGAUCAGGUUAAAAGCCACCCCCAAUGCCGUGCUGGAGAAGUUUUACGCUGCCACCACCAAACACCCCAAGCAGGUGAGGGGAGGGGGGGAGGGGUCCUCAGCAGGGGCUCGACAGGUGGAGCGCUGGUUUCGCCGCCGCCGCAACCAAGACCGGCCCAGCCUGCUCAAGAAGUUCAGGGAGGCCAGUUGGCGAUUCACGUUUUACCUUAUUGCUUUCAUUGCUGGCAUGGCUGUCAUAGUGGAUAAACCCUGGUUCUACGACCUCCGGGAGGUGUGGAAGGGAUACCCCAUCCAGAGCAUGCUGCCCUCCCAGUACUGGUACUACAUGAUCGAGCUCUCCUUCUACUGGUCCCUGCUCUUCAGCAUCGCCUCUGACGUCAAGCGCAAGUGGGCUGUGGCGGUGGGGCUCUCUGGGGGCGGGGGGCAGACACGGGGGCGUCUGGGCAGGGUUUCCUUCGCCCUCGUGCUCACCCCCCCUCUGCCCCCGCAGUCCGCCAAGAUGUUCAACUACGCCGGCUGGAGAAACACCUGCAACAACAUCUUCAUCGUCUUUGCCGCCGUCUUCAUCGUCACCCGCCUGGUCAUCCUGCCCUUUUGGAUCAUGCACUGCACGGUGGUUUAUCCGCUGGAUCUCUACCCGGCCUUCUUCGGCUACUACUUCUUCAACUUCAUGAUGGUGGUGCUGCAGUCGCUGCACAUCUUCUGGGCCCACCUCAUCCUCCCCCUGAGGCGACGCCGCGCCGGCGGUGCCCGAGAGGCACGUGGCAGGGAUUCACCCCCACGCCGCGAGGUUUGA
This is a messenger RNA of Egretta garzetta (little egret), 883 nucleotides long. It is a transcript of the gene CERS2, whose product is annotated as ceramide synthase 2. NCBI's taxonomy places the organism in Eukaryota, Metazoa, Chordata, Aves, Pelecaniformes, Ardeidae. Gene Ontology annotation, biological process: ceramide biosynthetic process. Gene Ontology annotation, molecular function: sphingosine N-acyltransferase activity. Gene Ontology annotation, cellular component: membrane. The record is from RefSeq and is a predicted model, not a curated record.